AACUCAAAAGAACUUCACAAAUCUUUCUCCCUUCAAACUCUCUUCAAUCUUCAAUGGCGAAAUCCAAAAAAGCAAAAAAUUCAUCGGAUAGAGAGAAAUGGAACCAAGUGUUCAACGCUUUAGUUCAAAUGUUGACAUCACAACAAACACAACUUGAAUCCCUUGCAAAAGAGAGAAUGAUACUUGAAGAUCGGAUUAAAUUACAGCAUAAUCGAUGGGUAUCUGAUAUUGACACCUUUCAACAACAAAUUUAUGAGAUGAAGAAAGAACUUACAGUACAAGAGAUGGAGCAAAUGCUUGAGGUUGCGAAAUCGGAGUUUGUUGUUGGUUUGAAGCAACGAGAUGUUGUCAUGUUCAAAAAGAAGUUCGAAGAUGCAGAUAGUGAACUCGCUGACUUCAGAGAAUGGUUUGACUAUAAAUGCUCUGAGCCAAAUGAUGUACCAAGGGCUGCUACAAAUGAAAAGGCAGAGACAAGAAAAAAGGCUUGGGAAGAUGAGGUGAGACGGCUUGGAACAGAAAAUGAGAAGCUUACUUCAGAGAAAAAUUCUGAGAUUUCUGCCCUCUUGGCAGAAAAGAAUUUUAUUUGGAACCAAUACAAUAAACUGGAGCAUGACGUGACUGAGCAAUUGAAGAGAAAAUGUACUGAACUUGAGCAUGCAAAUGAGAAAAUACAGGCAUUUAUGAGGAACAUUGAGGAACUACAAACCUCCAACUCUAAUAAGGAUAAUACAAUUGCAAUGUUAAGAACUCAAAUGGCCAAAUUGGACUCAGACUUCGUCAAAAAGAGUGAGGAGAUGGCCAGUCUUUCCACAGAACUAGAGUUACUAAAAAGGUCCGGAAGUUCCUCUAUCACUCCUGUACUGCGUCGCUCCACAGUUGGAUCAGGACCUUCGAAGCUGAGGGGCACGUCCCGUGGAACGGAUCAGAGGAAUGUAACGUUCAAAGAAGAAAAUCAAUCUUCACAAGCUCUUCAAAAGGGACAAAGUUCAAAACGAAAAGCUGGUAAUAGUAUCUCAGGUGCUCCAAAACUAUUCACUUCCUCAUUUAAGGUACCUAAGUUAAGAAAUUCAUCUCCCUGUGUGACAUGACUUCGUUACCACAAUUUCGGCCCUGUAUCUAUAUUAGAUGAUAGAUUCUCGGUAUAUAUGUUCAGUUAUUGGAUCUUGAUCAUCUGUAACAGAUCCUUGUAUUAUUACUCCAUUUUUUUUUCAUCAAGUGGCUUAACAUUAAAUUGUAAUCAAUAAUAGAUGUUGAUGCUGUAUACUAUAGAUAUCCAUGUAACCAAUUAGUUCGAGGCAAGUAGUUUCAGUUGCAAGAUUUCAUUGAACAUGGAGACGGGAUAUCAUUGAACAUGCAAAAUCAGUAAAUGAUUUGAUUUGUGCA
Lycium ferocissimum is the source of this 1383-nucleotide messenger RNA. RefSeq lists its product as uncharacterized. The transcript is spliced from 5 exons. Lineage: Eukaryota; Viridiplantae; Streptophyta; Magnoliopsida; Solanales; Solanaceae. Bases 54 to 1088 code for a protein of 344 amino acids. The record is from RefSeq and is a predicted model, not a curated record.